Messenger RNA from Psylliodes chrysocephalus, 1469 nucleotides. NCBI's taxonomy places the organism in Eukaryota, Metazoa, Arthropoda, Insecta, Coleoptera, Chrysomelidae. The record is from the annotation of a GenBank genome assembly.
CGCACUGAAUCAGCAGCCUUUACAUCAAAAAAGUCAAACUAAACUAUUUAUUGACAAUUCAACAUAAAUAAAUCGAAAAACAAAAUAAAUAAAACGAACAUAAACAUGAGUACCACUGAUAUAUUUUUCGAUGUUUGCGAGUCCCUGGACGAUGUUUUUCAGGACGUAGAAAGUAUAGUAAUCGAAGAAAAAAUCAUUCAAACCGAAAACUAUCAAAUAGAUGAAGAACCACAUACUUCAGGACAAGGUUCUCCUACAUUACAAGGUAGUACAAAUGAUAAUGAUUAUGAGCUUUGUAAGAAAUCUUUGAGUUGGUUGGAGUGCCUAAAACCGCCAAGAUUGAAAAAAAUUACCAGAGAAACUAUAGAUGAAGAUGAACCGGAACCAAGACCGUUGAUAGACAUAAUGAGAGAAGAUGCUAUCUUGCUGUCCCUAGAAGAGCUUAGUCAACAGCUAUUACGUGAACAAGAGGAAGUACUUGAAAAAUUUGCAAACUGCUACUCCAACGAACCUCUUACUGCAACGCAUGAAAUCGGCAUAGGUACGGAAACAGAACCUGAAGUGAUUAUUAGCUCAACUAGAAGACUGCAGUGCUUCGCAGGGGAUCCACCACCUCCUUACUCAAAUAUGGAAAUACCUCCAACAUAUUGUGAAACUGAACCCAUACCAACGCAAAUAUUCAACCUUUCGGCUCAAUAUGACGAAUCAGACGAAUUUCUUAGACUUAACAGUUACCUGUUACCGUUCAAUAACAGACGAAUUAGAAACCAUUUCUUCUCUAAAGUGUAUCUAAUCCUCAGUUUACAAUUGCUAGCAAUAUAUACGUUUGUAAUGCUUUGCGUGCAAGUAACUGCUAUGGAACAAUUCCUAUUACACUUUCAAGGGAUUUUGGUAUUGCUGGUGGUUUGUUUAGUAGUUCUGGAAAUAAUACUCUAUUGUUACGUGGAGUUGAGAAGCAAAUUUCCAGCAAAUUUGAUGCUGUUUAUAUUUUUUAGUUUCGCUCUAGCUUAUUCGACUGCUUACAUAGCCUGCCGAUACGGAAAAUACGUCAUACUGCAUUCUACUGGUUCAACUGCGUUGAUAUGCUUUAUCCUGACCCUAUUAGCGAAGUUCAAUUUAAUUGAUAUUGGAGCACCGAAUUGCCUUCCAAUUGUACUAGGAAUUAUAGUGGGUGGAUUUGGAAUUAUUGCAGUGUUAUUAAGGAUUUAUAAAAACGCUUAUAUGUUUCGCUUAAUUAAUAUUUUUUUGAUAGUUUUUAUUUACAUGUUGUAUAUUUUGUACGAUACUCAACAGAUUAUAAAAGGAGGAAGGAUCAGGAUGACUCCUAAUGAGUAUACGUUUGGCGUAAUCACUUUGUAUACUGAUAUUAUGCUUGUGUCAACAUGUUGCUCAGAGAAUUAUUAAUUUUAAAGCUAAUUUCAAUAACAUAAUUGUUAAAUAUACAACGUUGUUUUUAUUUUUAAUAUAAU